GCCAAGUGUUGUUGAAAUAGCUGCAAAAGGUUACAAACUCCUGAGACAUUUGUCUGAGGUGGUGGGUAGAUUAAAUGCGACAUUCUCUAAAGAAUAUUUCUGAUUUUGGAAAAUUCGAGACAUUUACCUCCAACAAGUAUUAAUUAACCCAUUAUUAUAGACUUUUUGAGCUACCGUGAAGAUGAAAUGGAAGUUACAGAUCUUAUUGAUCCCUAGUAAUUAUGCAUUGUUUCCUACAGAAACAAUUAGUCCUGAAUUUUUUAAAAAAUUCAUUCAUUUAGUAAGUAGUGAUAAGUCGCUAGAAGAAAAUUAUGAUUCUAUAAAAGCAAGAUAUUCUAAAUUAUAUCCCGAUGAAAGUCCAUUAAUAGUUGAAGGUUAUCAAGAUAAACAAACAUAUGAUCUCGAUCCUGAUUUUUUAGUUGAAGAAGUAUUUGAAAAUGGUGAUACUUUAAGAAUUAUUGUGAAAAAUGCCUUUUCAAAUUCAAGAUUAAGUGAAACUCCUCCUCCUAUAUCUUUAACUACCAGUCCAGAUAAUGGAUCACCUGAUGAUAGUAAUAUAUCCUUACCACCUCCUACUAGUAUUAAUGAUACAGAUCAUAUAAUUCCUAAGAAACGAAAAGCUAAGAGUGUUAAUAAUAAAUUACUUGGUAAGAAAAGAAUAACUUCAGGUAUGUUAAAUUCUCCACCUCAAUUGGAUGAUUUAAGUGAACCUGAAAUUGAUUCUGAAAUUGAAAAUGGGAAACAUGAUGAUGCUUAUAUAGAUGAUGAAGAUCCUACUACUUCGACUCCUAAAAAGAAAUCAAAAUCAAAACCUAGUAUUUCAAAAAAGGAUGUACUUAAUUUAAUUAAUAGUAAAAAUAAAUCUGAUAAACGCGUUGAUAAGGAGAAAUCUCGGAUGAGUGAAUCUAAAAGACUUUCUCUUAUGAAAAGUCUUUCAAUUGAAAUGAAUUCUGAUCCUCAUACUACUGAAAAUGUUAAUCGAGGAACACGAGCAGCUAAGCAAGCAGCUCUGAUAGCUAUAUUAGAUGAAAUAACUCCCAAAUCUUCAACUAAAUCGAAAUCUGUAACAAGUUCCAGUACAUCAUUGGUAAAACCUUCUUCAAAAGGUUCAAAGACUGCAAAAAAUUCCAAAACUUCUGGUACUUCUAAAGCUGCAAAAGAGAAAAAAUCAUCACUUGGUUUGAAAGAUUCCACCCCUAUUUUAAUCAGUAAUGAUGAUACAUCAUCACCUAGUCCUGGGGGUAGUAAAUCAGAAACUAAUUCUAUAAUAGCUAAUAAAUCACAUCUUCAAUCUGAACCUAUAGAAAUUGCUAGUGAUGUGGAAUAUGAUCCAGAACUGAAAUUAGGUUCAUUUUAUGUUAAAAUAAAGAAUUUUGAACGUCAUCUAGAUGAAAAUAUUGAUCCAAAAACACAUUUACCAAAGAAAAUGGAUCCAUUACCUUAUACCGGUAGUAAACUUGAAUCUGAAAUUUUAGAUCCAAGAGUUGAAUUAGUACUUCAUAGGCCAAAGCCAAAAUUAGAAUCUCUAUUAGAGAAACAAAAAAAAGUCGAGAGGGAAGAGCUCCAAGAAAAGUCCGUUAUUUCUAUAAAUAUUAAUGAAGAAUUAAGUGGUAGUGAUGUUUCUUCCCCAUCUCCUGCUAUAUCUAAACCAAUUUCUACAUCUAUAACUACAAUAACAAAUGAGAAUAAUGAAAAACAACAUCCUUCCGAAUCUCAUGAUGGAUCAAAUGGUGCAAAUAUUGAGGUUGAAGGACCAGAAACUUUACAAUUGGUUGUUUCAGAUUCUGGUUCAGAUAAAGGUGGUGAAGGAUUUAGAUCACCAAUUCCUCAUGAAGAUACUCAUGAAGUUGAAGUAUCACCAGUUUCAAGUAUUUCCUCUAGAACUGAUGGUUCAUUAACUGCCCCUUCAACCGCUUCUUCGGUUGAACAAUUUGUUGAAACUUCAAAAGAAUCUUCAGAAUCUUCAACUAAUUUUAAUCCUUCAUUUGGUCUGAAUAUUACUCUGACUUUUGGUCAACCAACUAGUGUAAGUUUUGAUAAUCCAAAUCCAUCUAGUGUAAAUUUUAAUCAAGGAUCAUCAAAAACUCUGUUGGGUGAACCUGCCAAGUUAAUUAAUGAUUAUACUAAAAAAGAUAGUAUUGGAAUAAGUUCUAAGAUUUCCAAUGCGAGUUCUACGCAAACGAAUAGCAUAUUUAAAGAGAAUAGGACAUCUGGGUCAACCCCUUCCUUUAAGACCACCCUAGUUAAAAGUAUUUUUGGAGGUUCUGCAAGAGGUAGUAGCUUAUUCAAGAAAUCUUCAUCUGCAUCAAUGAAGAAUGAACAUUUCCGAAUUAGAGAACGAGCUCUAGCACGUCAACAUGUUAGUCCUGCAAAAUUAAUGAAUAAUUCUCGUUCAUUUUCUUCAUCUGAAGCAUCUAGUGAAGAUGAUAAUUCAGAAUUAGAUGGCGAUAGAGAUAGAGAUAGAGAUAGUAGAAAAUCUAGAUUAGUGGCUGCAUUCCCGCUUAGAAGUGAUCUGAAAAAGCAUAAAUCUGUUACCUUUUCAGAAGAAACCACUUCUAUACCUGAAGAUAUUUUAGGGUAUCAUGAAACUAAAGAUGAUGGAAUUGAUUCAGAUCCAAAUGCAUAUGCAUACACAAAUAAUAAUAGUAAUGGUAAUGGUAAUGGUAAUGGUAAUAGUAAUAGUAAUAGUAAUGGUAAUAGUAAUAGUAGUAAUAAUAGUAAUAGUAAUGGUGAUGGGAAAACUAAUACUAAUUCUCGUGCAGGUGGUUCAAUUGAUAGGGUUAUAGCACCAGAUGCUCCUAAAUUAAGUUUUGCUAAAUUUAUGGAAAGUCGAAAGUCGGAAUUGGCUUCGGAAUCAAAAUCUGAUGAACAAAAGGUUGGAGAAUCCAUUAAAAAACCGGUAUUAUCAUCAUUAGAUGAUAUUGAUUCUAUAGCUGAUGUUAAGGAUAAGGAAAGUCCUUCUCCUAUUCCUAACAAUACCAUUUCUAAUUUUCUUACUCGUAGUUUUGAUUCCACUAAUGAUGAUAAUGAUGAAAGUACUAGUGAAGAUGAUACUAUAAAUUCUAGUAAUGAGAAAUUUCUUCAUUUAAAGAAUGUCGAUGGUCCUCUACAAUCUUAGAAGGUUAUUAUUGUUUUAAUAUGUUUGUGUAUAUUCAGUUCGCUAUCGUAGGCAUUGUAUUAAAGA
Messenger RNA from Scheffersomyces amazonensis, 3184 nucleotides. RefSeq lists its product as uncharacterized. Gene Ontology annotation, cellular component: nucleolus. Lineage: Eukaryota; Fungi; Ascomycota; Pichiomycetes; Serinales; Debaryomycetaceae. Bases 182 to 3118 code for a protein of 978 amino acids. Gene Ontology annotation, molecular function: phosphatase activator activity; rDNA binding. Gene Ontology annotation, biological process: rDNA heterochromatin formation; negative regulation of septation initiation signaling. The record is from RefSeq and is a predicted model, not a curated record. The transcript has a single exon.